This is a messenger RNA of Cuscuta europaea, 489 nucleotides long. The record is from the annotation of a GenBank genome assembly. Lineage: Eukaryota; Viridiplantae; Streptophyta; Magnoliopsida; Solanales; Convolvulaceae.
UAAUAUACACAUGUAAUAUACGUAUUUAUUAUUAAUAACUUAUUCGAUUCAUCAUUCUUGAGUCACGCGACAAGGCCGGAUGGACGACAAUUAUAUUCUAUGCAGCGGCGGCAGCGGCGGCCGGAUGGAAGAGAGGAAAGCGAUGGCGGAGCUGGACAGUCGGCCUUACAAAACCGGCUAUACUUGUGACAAGGACUGCCAAAGUUCCAGAGGUCAGAUCUACCGAUGUGGUGAGAUCCGUGAGAAUGGCACAAUGCGAGCAUCGUGGAUUUCAGGUCCAUCAACUUUGGCGAUGAGGGAAACAGAAAAUGGCAGCAGCGAAUUUAUUCUUGGUGAAGUAGACGAUUGGGCAGGCAUUCCCAGGGAUGGAUUUAGGGGGGAGGGGGCGUGGGGGGCGAUCGUCCCCCUUGGACUUUUAAAAUUUUCCAUUAUACAUGUAAAAUUUUCAUAAAAAUUUUCAUACAUUAAUUACAUACAUAUGUGUUCGCC